UGAAUAAUGCCUGCCAUCAGGACACUGUCGCGCUCAACGAAGUCCGCCAUCGAUGGACGUAAGACAACAAUAGCAAGGGCUUCCAUACCAGUCGUGGAGGAAAUGCAGGACCUAGCAAACUGCAAGAUGCAUUACCCAUUGAAUGAAAAAGACCGUAACACCUUCAAGACACACGACGGCAAGCGCGUCACUCCGCAUCAGUGGGCAGUAUACGACUUCACUAGAACAAUUCCUUGCGGUCGUGUCACGACGUACAAGGAUAUCUGCGUCGCUCUUGGGCAAGGUUCGCCACGAUCAGUUGGUUCUGCACUUCGAAAUAACCCAUUUGCACCGUUUGUGCCUUGCCACCGCAUCAUCGCAUCAAAUCUGUACAUUGGUGGAUUCUCCGGUGAGUGGGGCACUGGCGCAAACGCAAGGGGUGGACAGAAGAAUACUGGGUUGCAGUGCAAUAGAAAGAUGGAGAUGCUUGCAAAGGAGGGGGUUACGUUCUCCGUGGAAGGAUAUCUUGCUGACGAAUCUUUGCUCUGGAUCGGGAGAAGCUGAACUGGCUUCCUUGGCUGAUAUGUAUGAUACCACCGGAGUAAGUCACUGUUGGGUAUCACCGGUUCACCACCAAUGUCCACCAAAACAAUAUAAAUGAAUAAAUCGGUUGCCGAAGUUUCAUAUGUCUGUCUCCUUCAUAGUCCAGACUGGUCUGUGUUGGAUUCAAUCUAGAGCUUCCCUUCUUACCAAAUACUACCACAUCAUUUCGCAG
This is a messenger RNA of Suillus subalutaceus, 754 nucleotides long. Its product is annotated as 6-O-methylguanine DNA methyltransferase. Gene Ontology annotation, biological process: DNA repair. The coding region runs from base 7 to 543 and encodes 178 amino acids. Lineage: Eukaryota; Fungi; Basidiomycota; Agaricomycetes; Boletales; Suillaceae. The record is from RefSeq and is a predicted model, not a curated record. Gene Ontology annotation, molecular function: methylated-DNA-[protein]-cysteine S-methyltransferase activity. The transcript has 4 exons.